AUGGAGGACCCAAGGGAAAAUGGUGAAAAUUCACCGUUGCCAUUGCCAGAAAGAGCGAUUUAUGGCUUUGUUCUUUUCUUAAGCUCCCAAUUUGGCUUCAUACUAUAUCUCGUGUGGGUUUUUAUUCCUGAAUCUUGGCUAAACUCCUUAGGUUUAACCUUUUGGCCUCCAAAAUAUUGCGCAGUUGCAUUGCCUGUGUACCUCCUCAUUACUAUAGUAAUCGCUUAUUUCCUCUUAUUUGGAAUAAACACGAUGAGUGCCUCUCCACUCAACUCCAUUCAUACAAUCACCGAUAACUAUGCUAAAAAUCAACAGCAGAAGAAAUGCCAAGAAAAGGCCAUCCCAGCAUUAAGAGAUAUUCCUAUUAGUGUAGUAAACCAAAUGUUCUUUCUUGCAGCCAAAGAACUUUAAACCAAAAUCUGAAUUGUAUGUAGACUAACACCAAACAUUUAUGAUAAGUUUUUUACUUAUUUUGACCAU
Messenger RNA from Camelus dromedarius (Arabian camel), 480 nucleotides. Its product is annotated as phosphatidylinositol N-acetylglucosaminyltransferase subunit P-like. Lineage: Eukaryota; Metazoa; Chordata; Mammalia; Artiodactyla; Camelidae. The coding region runs from base 1 to 411 and encodes 136 amino acids. The transcript has 2 exons. Gene Ontology annotation, cellular component: endoplasmic reticulum. The record is from RefSeq and is a predicted model, not a curated record. Gene Ontology annotation, molecular function: phosphatidylinositol N-acetylglucosaminyltransferase activity. Gene Ontology annotation, biological process: GPI anchor biosynthetic process.